GCUGCUCUGUUUCAUAAGUUCCCACGUUCCAUUUAGAAGCGUACACACAGCUUAUUAUGUCCGGGGGAAUAGCGCUGGUGCAGGGGGCAAGCAGAGGGCUUGGACUUCAGUUCUGUAGGUACUUGGUUCUUUCCAGAUACGAAAUCAAUGUUCUAGCAACCUGCAGGAACCCCGAGGCAGCCACAGAGCUGCAAGAAUUACAAAGGCAGUAUCCUAAAGCACUUCGUAUCAUGAAAAUGGAUGUAACCAGGGGGACUGAUAUUCAGCACACAGCAGACAAAGUCAAGGAGGAAUUCGGUAGCCUGGAUCUCCUGAUUAACUCUUCGGCAAUGCUUCAUCCCAGUGGCAAGGGGGAGACUAGCCUCAGGGAGGUCACUGCCGAGGAUCUGUCUUUGACAAUUGCUACAAACACCACAGGACCACUGAUGAUGGCUAAAUAUUUUGCACCACUGCUAUUGAGAGGAACAGGAGCUUUUGGAGCUGAAGCUUCUGACAAGUCAAGGCAGCACCGAGCAAUUCUUGUGAAUAUGAGUGCUAAAGUAGGCUCGAUAGAGGACAAUGCCCUAGGUGGAUGGUACAGCUACCGAUUGUCUAAAGCGGCUCUAAACAUGGUGACCAAGAACCUCUCCAUUGAGCUGGGAAGAGGAAAGAACAAAGUGAUCUGCGUUUCCUUGCAUCCUGGAUCUGUGGACACAAACUUGUCUCGGCCUUACCAUAAAAAUAUUCAGAGGGAGAAACUGUUCACAACUGAGCAAUCUGUGUUUUGUCUAAUGAACAUCAUUGAAACUCUAAAUUUAGAUAAAACUGGGAAGUUUUUCUCAUGGAAUGGUUCUGAACUUCCUUGGUGAAAUUAUUGUUUUUACAUGAUAUAUGUAUAUUUUUAGGUAAUAAAUUUAAUAUAGCACUCCUUAUAAUAUUUGGAAAUUUGUGCUAUUGCAUCAUUUUAAUCCAAGCUAUUUUGCUUAAUGCUUUGUUCAGGAAACAAGUGUAUAAUAACUUUUUUUUGUUUGUUUGCUUGUUCAUAAAAGGAGCCUUGUACUCUGAAAUCUUAAA
Pelobates fuscus (common spadefoot toad) is the source of this 1053-nucleotide messenger RNA. RefSeq names its product C-signal-like. NCBI's taxonomy places the organism in Eukaryota, Metazoa, Chordata, Amphibia, Anura, Pelobatidae. The transcript has 3 exons. The record is from RefSeq and is a predicted model, not a curated record. Bases 57 to 848 code for a protein of 263 amino acids. Gene Ontology annotation, molecular function: oxidoreductase activity. Gene Ontology annotation, cellular component: cytoplasm.